AUGAAGUCUAUGAUUGCAGUCAUUUUCUUCGCCGUUGUGGUCACGGCCAUGGCUGGAUAUCUCGGAGGCUACGGAGGAUAUGGUGGCUACGGAGGAUAUGGUGGCUACGGUGGAUAUGGUGGCUACGGUGGAUAUGGUGGCUACGGUGGAUAUGGUGGCUACGGCGGAUAUGGUGGCUACGGCGGCUAUGGUGGCUACGGCGGACAUGGAGGAUAUGGAGGAUAUGGUGGCUACGGCGGUUAUGGUGGUUACGGCUAUCCAGUGGGCCGUGCUUUUGCCUACGGAUCUCACAUCAAGCAUGGUUAUGGAGGUUACGGUGGCCAUGGCGGUUACGGAGGCUACGGCCAUGGCUUCUAUGGUUAA
Messenger RNA from Ornithodoros turicata, 363 nucleotides. RefSeq names its product neuropeptide-like protein 31. Bases 1 to 363 code for a protein of 120 amino acids. Lineage: Eukaryota; Metazoa; Arthropoda; Arachnida; Ixodida; Argasidae. The record is from RefSeq and is a predicted model, not a curated record. The transcript has 2 exons.